AUGUAUACAACUGAGGCAUUGGGUAAUUUCUCAGUGUUUAGAGCGACUUCCGUUUCAAUGGCGGCCACCAACUAUCUCAGAAGUCCAGUUCGAAUCCGACCCAUGUCCCGUAGCAUUCUUAGUAGCAAGAAUUUACUCUGGAAUCAUGUAAUGAAGUGCCAGUGCAGCAGCAGGACCAGCAGUAGCAGUAGCGGCGUUGAUGAGAAGUCAGUGUUUUCACUCACCUCGUCAAGCAAGUACGAAGUUGAUUAUUUGGGAGAGAAAACCAAAGGGGAUUUGAAUGUCAAGGUGGAGCAUCUUGAGGCCUUUGGAAUUGAUAGUCAAGCAACUUUAAAAGGUCCAAUUGAGGAAGUAGCCAGGGUUGAGGCUGAAGAAGCUGAAGACUUGCUCAGAGACUUGGGUAUCCCGACUCCUUUUUCGUCAAGACAAUCAGCUCGUGGCAUUUUUUGUAGCCGCACAUUGAAUCUUCGAUCAAUCAGUGCCAUUGGAUAUGAUAUGGACUACACCUUGAUGCAUUAUAAUGUGAUUGCUUGGGAAGGGAGAGCUUAUGAUUACUGUAUGGAGAAUUUGAAGAAAGUGGGUUUCCCUGUUGAUGGUCUUGCGUUUGACCCUGACUUGGUUAUUAGAGGCCUUGUCAUAGACAAAGAGAAAGGCAACUUAGUGAAGGCUGAUCGAUUUGGUUAUGUAAAGAGGGCUAUGCAUGGCACGAAGAUGCUAUCUAAUCGAGCUGUAAGUGAGAUGUACGGGAGGGAACUGGUGGACCUCCGGAAGGAAGGUCGAUGGGAAUUCCUUAAUACACUGUUCUCCGUCUCAGAAGCUGUCGCUUAUAUGCAGAUGGUUGACAGAUUGGAUGAUGGAACCAUAGCAGCACAACUUGGUCCACUUGAUUAUAAAGGACUCUAUAAGGCUGUUGGAAGAGCCCUCUUCAGGGCACAUGUAGAGGGUCAACUAAAGAGUGAGAUAAUGUCUAAGCCUGAACUAUUUGUGACACCUGAUCCAGAAUUACCCCUAGCACUUUUGGAUCAAAAGGAGGCUGGUAAAAAGCUUCUGCUCAUUACCAACUCAGAUUAUCAUUACACAGACAAAAUGAUGCAGCAUUCCUUCAACAGAUUUCUUCCCAAUGAUAUGGGUUGGCGGGAUUUAUUUGACAUUGUAAUAGUCUCCGCAAGGAAGCCAGAGUUCUUCCAAAUGUCACACCCUAUGUAUGAGGUGGUGACAGGAGAGGGGCUCAUGCGUCCAUGCUUCAAGGCUAAAACAGGGGGAUUGUAUUCUGGGGGAAGUGCUCAGAUGGUUGAGAAUUCUCUAAAUAUUCAUGGAGAUGAAAUACUGUAUGUUGGUGAUCAUAUCUACACUGAUGUAAGUCAAUCCAAAGUUCAUCUGCGAUGGCGGACAGCAUUGAUUUGUCGAGAAUUGGAAGAAGAGUUUAGUGCUUUGAUCCAUAGCCGGGGUCAUAGAGCAUCACUGGUAGAGCUUAUAAAUCAAAAGGAGGUUGUAGGGGAUCUUUUCAACCAACUUCGGCUCGCCUCGCAAAGGCGAACUAAAGGACGCCCUGCUCAAACCCUUGCUGCAACAAACUUGGAUGAUCAAGAGCUCUCAGAAAGCAUGCAAAAGCUACUUAUAGUUAUGCAAAGACUGGACCAGAAAAUUGCUCCAAUGCUAGAAGCAGAUGGAGAGCUCUUCAACAAAAGGUGGGGAUUUCUUUCCCGUGCAGGGUUCUGGGAUAAAAGCCAUCUGAUGAGACAAAUUGAGAAGUAUGCCGAUAUAUAUACCUCUAGAGUGUCAAAUUUCUUGCAUUAUACACCUUUCAUGUAUUUCCGCUCACAGGAACAGACGCUUGCUCAUGAUUCGUACUCAUACUACUGUUCGAGGUUUAAUGGGUCUGCUGUGGAUGACGAGGUCGACUUUAUGUUGUAG
Messenger RNA from Prunus armeniaca (apricot), 1914 nucleotides. Lineage: Eukaryota; Viridiplantae; Streptophyta; Magnoliopsida; Rosales; Rosaceae. The record is from the annotation of a GenBank genome assembly.